Molecule: messenger RNA, 732 nt
Organism: Symbiodinium sp. CCMP2592
Lineage: Eukaryota; Dinophyceae; Suessiales; Symbiodiniaceae
Source: the annotation of a GenBank genome assembly
AUGUUUUCAUGCCCUGAGCAGCUGAAGCAAGAAUUUGGCAUAGCGUGGCAGGCAAACACAAGCCUCUCAUUGUUGGACCGCGCACUUGCGUUCGUUCCUUUCAAAACCUGGCCCCUUGGGUUGUCAAUCCAGCAUGACAGUUUUUCGUUGCACCGAAUUUACAUCCAAUCCGUUGAUCUGUUCGGCAAUCGUGUCGGUUUUGUGAAAUUGAAAUCUGAAGUCACAGAUCGCGAUGGAGACUCCCUGGCAGGUAUCUGUUUUUUGCGGGGCGGCUCCGUCGCCGUGUUGGUGAUUCUGGAAUGUGCAGAGAACGGCUUUGAGUACUGCGUACAAGUGCAGAUUGACAACGUCUGCACUGCACAGCCCAGGAACAUGGCUCUUCCUGCAGGGAUGCUGGAUGGAAAUGGUGACUUCAGUGGGGCCAUGGCCCGGGAGAUGGAAGAAGAGACGGGCAUUAAAUGUGAUGCAGCAAAUUUGGUUGACAUGACUGCCCUCGCCUACGGGGAGAAGUUUGAGGGUAUGUACCCAUCUGUUGGCGCAUGCGAUGAAUUUAUACGCCUUUUCCUUUUCAGAAGAGUCAUGCCUCAGCACGACAUCGCAGCUCUGGAAGGAAGGCUGAUGGGUCUUCGCGAGGAGAACGAGAAGAUACAGCUUUGCCUGGUUCCGUUGCCACUUAGCUGCACUGCCGGAGCAUGCCGGAAGUCUCCGCUUAUAAGUCCUGAGCUUGUUUGA